AUUCCAAGCCCGGCACAGACUACCCUGGCAUUCAGUAUACCACCACAGCCCGAAAUGGGGCUUACCUUCCUGCCCCAACCGCCUCCAUCCAGGCCAAAAAAGCGCAGUCGGGCAGCAGCAGACAUAGAUGGCGAGCACUCUUGCCUACAGAAGAAGAAGCGCAGACUAAGACUGUUCCUCAUCACUUCUCGCUUGUCACCACAGUUCUCCCACCCAGCUACCAACAUUGUCGACCGAGGGAGCUCCAAGAUUGCAGUAUGGGCCAAGCAGAAAGCCCUUGGACGUAACCUCCUAAGGAAAGCUGCCAUUUUGAACCGUAUACGGAGACGAGCCGUCUCGGCUAGAGAAGUCGAGGACGGGCAUGGACGGGUACUCGUCGAGCAAGAGCGGGAGCAAGAGGAGCUUGAGUUGGCGAGGUUGGAGUUCGAGCAUGGUAGCGUAGACACGUACACGCGACCUGUCUUGUCACAGACGCAUUCCGUUCCCCCAGCUGCUGCCAUUCGGACAGGAGGUCAUUUCGUCAUCUCUGGAUCCCCAACCAGCUCUCCGUCUACAUCUAGGAGUCCAUCACCCACUGCACCUUCGCCACCACGAGGUAUUGCCGACGAAGAGGCCUCGGAGUAUCGCUCGCCAAACGAAGCCUACGCACACUCACCGCCGCGUGCUCAACUACCGAGGAGGGACUACCUUCCUUUACCACCGUCUCCACUUGGUCUAUCCAACUACGACGCCUUUGAUGUCGACGACGAGAUUCCGGAUCCGUAUGCACAUCUCGACGACGACGAAGAGGAUGAAGUGCCGUCGUAUCCAUUCGACGAAGAAGUAAAUGCCAACCCCUUCUCCCCCUCUACAGUCACAGUCACCUCUUCGACGACAGUGCAGACUGGCACCACACAGGCCGUCGAGACACCGCCACAAAGCGCGUAUUCAGACCUGAACGCCCUUGACCCAGAGGAGGCAGUGUUUGGCGACUACGACCAAGGUAGCGAAGGCGUUGACGCCGUUUGGCCC
Molecule: messenger RNA, 1011 nt
Organism: Cucurbitaria berberidis CBS 394.84
Lineage: Eukaryota; Fungi; Ascomycota; Dothideomycetes; Pleosporales; Cucurbitariaceae
Exons: 1
Source: RefSeq, a predicted model, not a curated record